CCGCAAACCACUGUCUUUAUUGAUCAUCAACCCUUUCCCUCACCACGACCUGCUCUUGAUCUGUUGGUCUCUUCCACUUCCCAUUUCUUAUCUUGAUCCACUCUAUCGUCAACACUUUCGUGCUCAUCCUUUCUUUCUUUUUUUUUUUUUCUUUUAAUAAUCGUGGACUUGUGAUCUGCUUGUCCCCUCUUUUGUGUCUUCUCUUUUUUAACUAUGGGCGAGUUUGAGGAGCUCAAGAAGGUCGGCACGAAACUGAGUCGCGCAGCAGAGUCAGAACUUCAAAAGAAAAAGCAGCAACUGGAAUAUGACGAGCGACAACGAAGGAAACAGGAGGAGGCUCAGCGCCGGCGCAAAGAGGCCGAGACCCAAAAGCUGCUACGGCAAGAGCUGGAGCGCAAGAAGAUGGAGGAAGAGCAACGAAAACGGGAUGCGGCAGCCCAACUGAAGGCCAAGGAGCGCGCGAGGGAGCGUGAACGUGAGUUGGAGCGGGAAAAGGAACUGCAAGAAAAGGCAAAGAAGAGGGCCAAUGCGAACGCGCCCACAUAUUCGAGAUCCAGGGCAACCUAUUCAGGAUCAUCAUCUACGUCCUACGAAUCGUCAAAGCCUGCUACCAAGAAGUUGGACUACUCUUUCGAAUACCUGCAAAAAGUAGCACAGUCCAAUGGAUCAGAUCGCUCAGGAUCGAAGGCGUCUAAUAGUUUGAUGGACCGCGGUCAUGGCGAGAGGAACAUGGAUAGGGUUGCCAGCCGUCAAGCCGCUGCAGAGAAACUCAAAGUGAACCGCGGCAUUAGCCCAGAGAGACUACUCACCGCUGCACAGUCGUUCACUGGAACCAAGAUCCUCAAGAAACCUCCAGUAAAACGGACUGCAACUCCAAAGAGCCCCUUCCCGAUGUUCAAGAACCCAGGCGGCGGUGUCAAUCAUGUACGAGAUGCCGGACUAAAAGCCAUUCGCGACGGGCCCAUGCCUCUGAACACGAAAAAGAGAGAUCUCCGAUCAAUCGAGGAGGUCAGCGCUGGAUUACGGGAGAAGGAUGCACGCCGUGAGGAACGUAUAAGGAAAAUCAAGGCGAUUGAAGAGGAGCGGGAACGGCAGCGGCAACAUCGUGAAAAUGCGAUUCAAUCCGCCAAAUACUCUAGAGCAUACAUAGGCGGUGAUACAAACGAAGCAGAGCGAGUGUUCAAGGAGGUCACUGGUGGCUCUGCGUCAUCGCGUCGUGGAAGGUCCCCGAGCCGCAGUCGCAGUCCUAGUCCUAGGCGGAGAAGCAGGAGUCCUGUUCGAAGGAAACGAAGUCUUAGUCCUGGUACGAGCAAGAAGCGGAGCUAUAGUCCUGAGGCUAGGCGGAGAAGUAUUAGCCCGAGACGUAGGAGAAGCAUUAGUCCAAAACGACGAAGGAGCGCUAGUCCGCCUGUUAAGCGGAAAAUGAGUCGGGACAUGGGCGACAGAGACCGAGAUCGGGAUACAGAGCGUAUUCGAGAACGGGAUCGGGAUAUGGAUCGGGAAAGAGGAUCAGACAGUACCAAAGCGAGCAAGAGUAAGAUCAAUAAUGGGUCCGCAAAACGACGGUACUCUCGCUCGCCCUCACCACGACCAUCCAGAAAGCGCACGAGAUCUCCGCGCGGCAACAGCCGUGGCCGUGGACCAUUCGAUGAAGACAUGUCAGUAUCGAGUGUGAUCGGGGCAUUGUUUGGCACGCGUUAUCGAGCAAAGGCAGAGGAUGAAGAUCUUUCCGAUGACAUGGAAGCGCGGCCGGAUGAGGUGUUCCGUGAGGAAGCAAGAAGCGCACGUAUUGCCCGCAAAGAGGACGAGUUGGAAGCAGAGCUGGAGCGCGCACAGAUGGAGCGUGCGCGCAAGCGCAAGCUAGAGCGCGAGCGGGAGCGAAAUCGAUCCUGAACAACCAAUGUAGCGGAGAACAGACCACAGACUUUCUGACUGGAAAUAAAGUUGCUCAUGUGAUCUACGGCCCGUCGUUCAAGUGAG
Molecule: messenger RNA, 1980 nt
Organism: Gamsiella multidivaricata
Lineage: Eukaryota; Fungi; Mortierellomycota; Mortierellomycetes; Mortierellales; Mortierellaceae
Exons: 5
Coding region: 214-1893 (559 amino acids)
Source: RefSeq, a predicted model, not a curated record